UUCAACAAAUUAGCUCCGGUUCCACUGGUUUCCAUUCUGCUCGUGUUAAAUUUUAUUUUUCACUUGUAAAACUUAAAUUUAUUAAAUAAAUUAAGCUAAUUUGGCCAUGGCACACCUCCGGGAAACCUCGGACAAAGCUCUAAAGCUGUUGCGGACAUUGCCUCGCGUGCAGAUCGGCAAUCUUCGCCCGAAUCCAAACUCCAAACAAAAUGACAAGCGUGGCAGAGCGCAGCACGGCGGAGAUAAACACGGAGCUGGCAACAAGGGUUCCGGGCAACGGCAGAACUUUAUGCGGUUGGGUUACGAAACAGGAAAUCAGCCCUUCUACCUGAGAUUUCCAUAUGAACCUUACUACAAAGGACAUCAUCUGAAGCGCCAGUAUCCGCCCAUUUCGCUCCUUCAGCUGCAAGUGCUGAUUGACACCAACAGGAUAGACAUCAGCCAGCCAAUUGACAUCAGCACUCUGUGCAAUUCUGGCCUGCUUAAGCUCAAACCCGCUGAAAUGGAGUACGGAUUCCAAUUGACUGACGAUGGACUGGACAACUUCCAAGCUAAGAUCAAUAUUGAGGUGCAGCAUGCCAGCGAGGCGGUCAUAGCGGCUAUAGAGAAGAACGGAGGCGUGAUCCGUACUGCUUAUUACGACCCUCGCAGCUUGCACAUGCUGGCCAAUCCAAAAAAGUGGUUCCAAAAGGGAGUGCCCAUCCCCAGCCGGAUGCUGCCACCUCAGGACGCCGUGGACUACUAUACGAAUCCGAAGAAUCGCGGCUAUCUGGCCAAUCCGGAGGAGAUUAGCAAAGAUCGAUUAGUGUUGGCCCAGAAAUACGGCUACCAACUACCUAAAAUCGAAGAAGAUUCCGCCUACGAGAUGCUUACCACUGCCAAGGAUCCCAGGCAAGUAUUUUAUGGCCUGGAACCCGGCUGGCUAGUGAACAUUGUGGACAAAACAAUAAUCAAGCAGAAGCAAUAAUUAGUUGAGUUUGUUACUUUGCAUUUUGUUAAAUAAAGAAGUGGAUUACAAAAAGCUUUGUUAGACUAUGAUACUGUAA
Molecule: messenger RNA, 1046 nt
Organism: Drosophila ficusphila
Lineage: Eukaryota; Metazoa; Arthropoda; Insecta; Diptera; Drosophilidae
Gene: mRpL15
Product: 39S ribosomal protein L15, mitochondrial
Exons: 2
Coding region: 107-967 (286 amino acids)
Biological process (GO): translation
Cellular component (GO): mitochondrial large ribosomal subunit
Molecular function (GO): structural constituent of ribosome
Source: RefSeq, a predicted model, not a curated record